GAGUCGGCCUUAAAAACUUCCACAUAAAUCCGCACCCACCGCUUCAAUUAUCGCAUACUUCGAGGGUUAGCGAAUUUAGGAAUUAGGGUUUUCUCUUGAAAGAAAUCGAAGAUGAUCGAGGUGGUGUUGAACGAUCGGCUGGGGAAGAAGGUGCGCGUGAAGUGCAACGACGACGACACGAUCGGAGACCUGAAGAAGCUGGUGGCGGCUCAAACGGGUACCCGAGCCGACAAGAUCCGGAUCCAGAAGUGGUAUACGGUUUAUAAGGAUCAUAUUACCCUCAAAGAUUACGAGAUCCACGACGGCAUGGGCCUCGAACUUUACUAUAAUUAAAAUUUUAUAAUUAUUAGUACUAUUUAUCUAUGUAAUUUUGUAUGGUUUUUGUAUGAACAAGGUUUAAAUUUUAUGUGUGGAUGAUGGUGUUUACUUUUUUAAGCAAUCUUAAUGGAAUAAUAUAGUUAUGGAUUUGGGUUUCUUUUAUUUCA
This is a messenger RNA of Durio zibethinus, 485 nucleotides long. RefSeq names its product ubiquitin-like protein 5. Gene Ontology annotation, molecular function: protein binding. Lineage: Eukaryota; Viridiplantae; Streptophyta; Magnoliopsida; Malvales; Malvaceae. The record is from RefSeq and is a predicted model, not a curated record. Gene Ontology annotation, biological process: protein modification process.